AUGGCUGAUAUUCGAAGUUUCUUCAAGAAGAAUUCGGCUCCAUCACCAUUGCCUAACAAUAAACGAGUUCGCGAACAUGUUGAUCUUGAAGAUAAUGAUGAUGAAGACGAUGAUGCUUUCAUUCCGAAAGCUGAAUCGAAACCGACUAAAAUCAAAGCCAAGGCAGUCGAUGAGAAUCUGCCAGUGGCCAAAUCUGAUAGUACAACACCAAAUAAAAAGAUGAAAACAAAGGAAGUCGAUCCACUCGAAAAGAAACGCCGUGUAGAAAAUUACAAGACAUUUAUGAACCGUGGUGGACCGGAUGCUCCUGGUUCGAAGCCAAUUCCUGAUGGCGCACCAAACUGCUUGAAGAACUUGACUUUUGUUGUGUCGGGUGUACUCGAAUCAUUAGGACGUGACGAAUGCAAAAGUUUGAUAGAAAAGUAUGGUGGUCGUAUGACAGGAUCCAUCAGUAGUAAAACAACUCAUCUUCUUGUUGGUCGUGAUGGUGGAGAAUCGAAACAAGAAAAAGCUCGAGAACUAAAAGUAAAAAUUAUAUCUGAAGAUGAUCUUCUUGAACUGAUCGCAACCCGACCAGGCGAUGAUGUUACACCAAAAAAGCAAGUCACUCCAACGUCACAGCCGCAACCGCCUCCGUCACCUGUGAAAUCCAAACCAACUAUCCUAAGCACUAGUACUGAGGUGGAGAAAGCUAAAACUAGUCUUACAACCCCACCGACACCAACAACUGAUUCACCAACGACACCAAAACUAGCAGUUGAUGAAUCGACACUAAUGUGGGCUGACAAAUACAAACCUCGUACAAUUAAAAAUCUCAUUGGGCAACAGAGUGAAAAGUCUUGCGUUCAGAAAUUAACAGUCUGGCUACGUGAUUGGUACAAACACCAUGGACGCAGUGAUGAAAAAAUCAAAGCAAAACCAUCGACUGGAUUCAAUCGUAAUGAAGAUCCAGCACUGUUCAAAGCUGCUUUACUUAGCGGUCCACCUGGCAUUGGUAAAACUACUGCAGCUCAACUUGUCUGUGAACAGCUUAAUUUCGAAUAUAUUGAAAAGAAUGCAUCGGAUCAACGUUCGAAAAAGUUAGUGGCUACUCUGUCCAGUGAUUCACAUAGUGUCGCUUCAUUCGCAACUAAAUCAACCAUGUCAAAUUGUGUUCUGAUCAUGGACGAGGUCGAUGGUGUAGCAGGUAAUGAAGAUCGUGGAGGUAUCCAAGAACUUAUUCUAUUGAUUAAACGAUCUCGUAUACCAAUCAUUUGCAUUUGUAACGAUCGACAACAUAAAAAGAUACGUUCAUUAGCUAAUUACUGUUACGAUUUACGAUUUUAUCGGCCAACAGUGCAACAAAUUCGUGGUGCGAUGUUAACCGUUCUUCAUCGAGAGAAUAUUCAUCAGAUCAAACAAGAAACUUUAGAUGAGAUCAUCAAAUCAUGCAAUCAAGACAUUCGUCAAACACUUCAUUCAUUGAAUCUUUGGGCUAUCGAAGGCGAAACGAACUCUAAAGCCGCUUCCAUGAUCGACAAAGCCGUAAAUAAUAAUCCAUUCGAAUUAUGUCGAUUAUCAUUCUCCGAUGAGUUACGUCAAAAAUCUUUAUCGGAUAAAUUAGAAAUCUUCUUCUAUGAUUACCAACUAAUGCCACUGUUAAUUCAAGAGAACUAUCUACAAUGUCUUCCAACACUAUCAAAUUCUGAUGCACAAAAACGCAAAGCAACUGAUCUUGAGCAUCUCACUUUAUUAUCCAAAGCGGCUGAGAACAUGUGUGUCGGUGAUGUAUGCUCUCAAAUGAUUUACGGAAGAAACGAAAGUUGGUCAUUACUGCCCUAUCAGGGAAUUUUCUCGACAGUUGCACCUUGUUCAUAUGUUCGUGGUCAUCUUCGUGGUAUGGUAAAUUUUUCAUCCUACUUUGGUCAACGGUCGCGUACGAAUAAAAACGAGCGAUUGUUAAAUGAAAUUGAAAAGCAUAUUUGUCUGAAGAUUGCAUCAGCAAACAAGCAACAAUUCAAUCUCGAUUAUUUACCAUAUUUAGCUCGAAUAUUCAUUCAACCUCUACAAAAACUACAACAGCAAGGUGUGGAACAAUGCAUUGCCUUGCUCGACGAAUACUAUCUGAAUCGAGACGAUUUUCAAACAAUCAUGGAAUUGAACACAUGGGGCAAAUCAGGUCGAAAUCCCUAUGAUCAACUUGAUACACAAACAAAAUCUUCGCUGACUCGUGCCUACAAUAAAACAGUUCAUCGAACGCCAUAUGCUGUGAUUGAUAUGAAAAAACUGAAAAAAGCAAAAGGAAACCUUGACGAUGACGAUGAUGACGAUGAUGAAGGUGAUGAUGGUGAUGACAACGACCGAGUCGAUGGUGAAACAGAUGAUCUUGAAGAUGAUGCAAUGAUCAAAAUAGCAAAGAAACGCGCAGCAAAACCUGUUGCUAAAAAACCUCGUGCAAAAUAA
This is a messenger RNA of Adineta ricciae, 2442 nucleotides long. The record is from the annotation of a GenBank genome assembly. Lineage: Eukaryota; Metazoa; Rotifera; Eurotatoria; Adinetida; Adinetidae.